ACUUUUUUGGUGAUCGAUAUUUCCUUUCUGAAAGGAGAAGUUGCGCGAUAUUUUUUCGUAGGUGAUGUGCUUGCUCGAUAUAUAUUUUUUGGAUUUACGCAACCCCCUUCUCACCCAAUUGUGUAGAAAUCUUGACAAACAUGGCGACGAUGACGUGACGUGCAAUAUCGAAUAAUACCAAGACGGAUCAUCAUUUUUGUCAAUUACUAGGGCUUGCCUGACAUUCUGCUAUGCUAUGCAACUGUCAGGUGCAUCAUUUCUCAGACGCGGUCUUGAGAAAGUAAAGGAUAGGUACGUAAAGGACUGAUUUAUUCUAUCCACCAACAAUCGCAUCAUGGACGACCUGAAUACGAAACGAAAUGUAACACUGUGCAUUGGAAGUCAUCAUGACCCUCACAUCAAUGCUGUAGAAACCAAAGUCAAACUACUUGCUAACGAUCUCAAAUUUGUUCUUUUCAAUCCUCUUCGUAACGACCAUUAUAUUGACAUCUCUCUAGAGAAUAACAAACCAUAUAGUUGUGUUAUCACUACAGGAGAUGAGCAAGUUUCUUCGAAUCGUGUACAGAGCGUUUGGUAUCGAUGGAAGCCAGAGAAAUUUUACGACGGAGAUUCUAUGUACGACACACUAACGAAGGACUUUGCUCUUGAGGAGUGGAAAAAUGUGAUUCUCUCGCUUGCUGAGUUUGUUUCAGAAGCUGUGUGGAUAAACCCACUCUUGAAUAUUGAACAAAUCAAAAGCAAAGCCUUUCAGCUACGACUAGCUCAGGAAUGUGGGCUGAAGAUCCCUUUGAGUAAAAUCACCAAUGAUGCUGCUUCGGUUCAAAGCCUUUUCUCUAAGCCUACUUUACGAGUCGUCUCCAAACCUCUAACUCCUCUUCUUAUACCACCAAACAAACGAAUACGUCCAAAAGAAAUAUCUAAAGAGUACGCCAUGGCUUCGUUCUCAAGAAUCUCUGUUUUCCCAGGAAUUUUUCAGGAAAUGAUCCCUAAUGGUAAUAACAUUCGUGUAGUGAUCGUUGGGGAUGUAAUAUUUGCUACAAGGUCUGCCGGCACGAAAAGUGAUUUGGGCAAAGUUGAGCAAGACUCUGAACCGACUACACUACCGAGAAAACCCUGUAAAGUCCCUGAAGUUGUCGAGAAUGGUCUUUUGAGCUUUCAUAGAAGAGCUGGACUUAUUUAUGGGGUUUAUAAUCUUGUAGAAUUAGACGAUAAGUUAUUUUUCCUUGAUUGCGAUCCUUGUGGAGCUUGGCUCUGUCUGGAGAAUGGUCUGGCAAGCGCAGUUUCAGAAGCUGUGGCUAAGACACUUAUUGGGGCGAAAACAAAACGAAACAAAAUGCCUUGCCUCAAAAAAAUUUAAAAUCUUUGAAAAUCUUUACUUUGUCCCAGCUUCUAGCUAGAUUACAAAAUGUUGACAGAGGCAAGCAAACGCCAAGUAAUGGAAGAAAAAUUCUUAGCUUCUCUAAAACAUUUUCUGAGUUCGCUAUUCCGCCGUCUGCUUCAUCAAUUUUCUCUAUAUCUAAUUCAUUAUUAUUCUGCGAAGCCCCAAAAUCGACAAAUUAAACGAUUACAGUGUAAAAAUUCAGAUUAUCUCACGGAUGUAGGUCAGUUAAAAGCUAAGAGACAUACUAGACACUAUGGCAAAUUUUGGGCAUCGCUAUACUGAUCAUAUAUAUUUCCAAUUUUCUAAAUGUUUCGUUGGGGUGGCGAUUACGUUUGGAAUGAAAAGAUGAAAGCGGCUCGUACUUUGAUUAAAAUCGAGUUUAUAUUCCAGUUGAAUGGCACAACAUCACUGGUCAGCCACAAGAACCCCUACGCUUUGAUUAACCAACCAACUGGGAAUGCAAUUUAUGUUGCUCCAAUAGGUUGAUUGUUUUGUUAAUGGAAGCAAAGGUAAAAUACAGCUAAAAUUAGAAUUUCUUAUUCUAAGACGAAUUUAAAAUAAUUUGACUGGUUUAUCUUAUAGCGAGAAGGCUAAAAUAUUGAACAUAAAUACUUAAUGAACGACUUGAAAGUUGAUUGUAUGGUUGCAGUCAGGAUUCAUUGAUCUAUAUUUCAAAUGA
Messenger RNA from Actinia tenebrosa (Australian red waratah sea anemone), 2060 nucleotides. RefSeq lists its product as uncharacterized. The record is from RefSeq and is a predicted model, not a curated record. NCBI's taxonomy places the organism in Eukaryota, Metazoa, Cnidaria, Anthozoa, Actiniaria, Actiniidae.